Sinocyclocheilus grahami is the source of this 3918-nucleotide messenger RNA. Its product is annotated as lysine-specific demethylase 3B-like. The record is from RefSeq and is a predicted model, not a curated record. Lineage: Eukaryota; Metazoa; Chordata; Actinopteri; Cypriniformes; Cyprinidae. Gene Ontology annotation, molecular function: chromatin DNA binding; transcription coregulator activity; histone H3K9 demethylase activity. Bases 250 to 3918 code for a protein of 1222 amino acids. Gene Ontology annotation, biological process: regulation of transcription by RNA polymerase II. The transcript has 17 exons. Gene Ontology annotation, cellular component: histone deacetylase complex; chromatin.
CCGCAGCAUUACGAGGGGUGCGUUUGAUUACUGCACAACUAAAUGGCGGAUGAGGACAAGGGGCUGCAGCUCGAACAAUAACACCUCACUUUCCCAGCGAAGCGCUUCUUAAUCGUCUCAGUCUGCCGAUGCAAAUCCCGCAGUCGUUCACAUGUGGCUAUAGUAAUACACUGAUUUAGUUUCGACACGAUUGAUCGCGGAUUGUAGCGGAGCUCCGGAGGAAGUCGGUCUCUUGAUGGUGGUUGUAGUAUGGGGGACUCGCUCGGUCUGAUCGGGAAGCGGCUGCUGCUGCUGCUCAGCGACGGGAGCUCGGCAGCGGCGGCGGCGGCGGCGGGAGGAGGAGGAGGAGGAGGAGCGGUGGAGCGGGCGGCCUGGCUCCGCGGAACCGUGCGGGCGGUCAGUGUGAUCGGUCUGGCGAGCCCGGGGAUGGAGGUGUUUGUAGAGUUUGACGACAGCCCUUGGCGGCAGCGCUCAUGGGUGCAGGUGUACGGGGCUAGCUGUCUAACACUCGUUGUCUUCUCUAGACCAGCUCUCACCCCCAAGACCCCUGCUCUAGCUACUGCAGGAUUUGGUAAACAGUCGAGUGAGGCAGUGUUUGGGGAUGUUCCCACACAGGCCAAUGGUUCUUCCCAGGAGGACAAGCCUUUUGGCUUUCCUUUUGGAGCUGCGAAGGAGUCACAGAGGCAGGACUCUGAUCCCUCACAGAACCUGUUCUUCCAAAUCAUGUCUCAGAACCAGAGUAUCACGCAAGGCCAGUCAAAGGCCUUCAAGUCCUUGUCCGAGUGCCUGAACAAGGAGCCGCCCAGCCUGUUCAAGCCUGCCGCUCCUUCCGAGGGUUUCAAAAAGGCGGUUGUAGCUUCUGCAUCCGCUGGACUGUUUGGUUCAGCACCUGCUAGUGGCCUGGCACCAAUGAAAGAGCCGCCAAAAGUGCCUGAUAUCAAGCCUGCAGGCAAUGGGAUCCUAAUGAACAAGCCUUUCGGAGCGGUGGGGGAGGCGCACAGCAAACUUCCAGCUGCUUUUCCCUCAGCCACAGGUCAAGCUGUGAGCUCUGCAGAGGCUCUGAAUCCCUCUUUAGGAUUAGGAACCAGCGGACUUGGAAGUGCCAGAAAUGUGAACAGCUCGAGCCCAGUCAGCAGUUUUGGUCUGCUGGCUGGCAACAAGGUUUCGGAAACUCACGAGAACCUUUUCCUACAGGCCACGAAGGAAACAAAUCCAUUUCUUGCUUACGGCGGAGCUGUUUCGCACAGCCCUUUUAGUGCAUUGUCAACUCCCAAGUCGUCAUCUGCGCUGUCCGCGUCUGCUGUCUCACCUUCAGGCAGCUCCGGUCUACUUGGUCAAGAUCCUCCUGGUGGUGAUGCCAAACCAAAUCUGUUCACCAUGGCAGAACCUCCUAAGGGAAUCUUAGCCCCCCAAUUCCCUGCUCCUGCUCUCACGACCACUCCGUCAUUCACUUCGGCUGCCCAGGAUGGACAACAAACGUCCAAACCAGACAAAGAGGGUUCAGAUGGCAGCACGGGAACUCACCUCGACACCGAAGGCCAAGAUGUGGCUAUGCCUUUCGACCAAACCAAGUUUUCUUUGGAGGAACGCAGUCAGUCCAUCAAAAGAGAUUCAGAGUCCAGUAGCAACAGUGACCUGUCUGAUUUGAGCGAGGGGGAGGACAACUCCGGCCAGAGCCAGAAACCUGGGGUUUCCUCAGCCAUUGAGGAUAAGAAUAAGACCCAGCCUGUGGCUAAGAGCCGGCCACGGAGCAAACCCAUCAAAGUGGGACAGUCGGUGUUGAAGGACCAGAAUAAGGUUCGGCGCUUGAAGCUGUCCGGAGAGUCCUUUCUGCAAGACGGCUCCUGCAUUAACGUGGCGCCACACCUGCACAAAUGCCGCGAGUGUCGUCUGGAGCGCUACAGGAAAUCCCGCGAGGAUGAAGACGAUGAUGAUGACCCAAACGUGGCCUGCCGAUUCUUCCACUUUCGCAGGCUGGCUUUCACUAAGAAGGGAGUCCUUCGCGUGGAAGGCUUUCUGAGCCCGCAGCAGAGUGACAGCAUGGCAAUGGGGCUGUGGCUCCCCUCCCUCACAGCACAGGAAGGACUUGACCUGGACACGUCCAAAUAUAUUUUAGCAAACGUGGGUGACCAGUUUUGCCAACUGGUCAUGUCAGAGAAAGAGGCCAUGAUGAUGAUAGAGCCCCAUCAAAAAGUGGCAUGGAAGCGCGCUGUGAGGGGAGUGAGAGAAAUGUGCGACGUGUGUGAGACAACGCUGUUCAACAUCCACUGGGUGUGUCGCAAAUGCGGCUUCGGCGUUUGUCUCGACUGCUACCGGCUACGCAAGAACAGGCCACCUGAAGACGAGAGUCCUGAAGAAGACGUGUUCUCAUGGCUGAAGUGUGCUAAAGGCCAGCCACACGAACCACAGAACCUCAUGCCCACUCAAAUUAUACCUGGCACAGCCUUAUACAGCAUAGGUGACAUGGUACACGCAGCCAGAGGUAAAUGGGGGAUCAAAGCGAACUGCCCCUGCACUAGUCGACAUAACAAACCCUUGGUGCGGCCCAGUGCUCCAAACGGCCUUUCACAGUCGGGUGCGGCUAACAGUGUGGGUAAUGGAGCCACUUCCACAUCAGCCACAACCCGUCCAAAUGGGGAACCUGCAGCGGGUGCAGUAGUCAAAACAGAGCCUGUUGAAGAGGCGGGCAGUGCUGACACAACGUCAGGCACCAGUGGGUCAAACAGCAGCACUUCUAUCCCUGCUCCCGUCCUCACACCAGCUGCAAAAGAUGGCAAGGGCAGUUCCUCAGCCCUUCACUGGCUGGCUGACCUGGCCACACAAAAGGAGCCCAAAGAGUCUCUGCGCUCCGUGAUGGGUCGUGACUCUCGUACUCCAUUUGGUCUGGACUCCUUCGGCACCCUUUCCAAACACUCCGGGUCUAGUCCCAAGCUCUUCAAUAGUCUGCUGCUGGGUGCUGGCCCUUCCCAACCCAAAGCAGAGGGCACUAGUCUCCGAGAUCUGCUGAACUCUGGCCCCGGAAAGCUCCCGCAAGGUCCCGCCGAGGGAGGUGUCCCCUUUCCUUCUGUGUUCUCCACUGCUGGUCAGGCAGAUAAAAUGAAGGGAGGACUUCCUAACUUCUUGGAUCAUAUCAUUGCAUCAGUGGUGGAGACGAAGAUGGCAGAGGGUCGACGUUCGUCAGGGUCAGCAGAAGGCGGCGAGUCAGGGGCUGUUCCUCGCAGAGAGGGCUUGAUGGGUCUCAGUGUAUUAGACCCCCACACUUCACACUCCUGGCUGUGCGAUGGCCGUUUGCUCUGCCUGCAGGACCCCAGCAACAGCAACAACUGGAAGAUCUUCAGAGAGUGCUGGAAACAAGGACAGCCUGUGCUGGUCUCAGGCAUACACAAGAAGCUGAAGGAAAAAUUAUGGAAGCCAGAGUCCUUCAGCCAGGAGUUUGGAGACCAGGAUGUGGACCUGGUCAACUGUAGGAACUGUGCCAUCAUCUCUGAUGUUAAAGUCCGAGACUUCUGGGAUGGCUUCCAGGUUAUUUCCAAGCGUUUGCAGGGUGGAGAUGGCCAACCUAUGGUACUAAAACUUAAAGACUGGCCUCCUGGAGAAGAUUUCAGAGACAUGAUGCCCACUCGGUUUGAUGAUCUCAUGGAGAACCUUCCUCUGCCAGAGUACACAAAGAGAGAUGGCCGGCUCAACUUGGCCUCUCGUCUUCCAAACUUCUUCGUUCGGCCAGAUCUGGGUCCUAAAAUGUACAAUGCUUAUGGUCUGAUCUCCACAGAAGACAGGAAGGUUGGCACCACUAACCUGCAUCUGGAUGUAUCCGAUGCCGUCAACGUAAUGGUGUAUGUGGGCAUCCCAGAAGAAGAUGGUGACCAUGAAAACAAAGCAGACCGCGCUGGAUUCAAAGUUCAAGAAGGCAAGAAAUAG